AGUGAGGAAGCAAGAUCAAGCUGUGUUGCUGGCAAUGGUCCCAUCAUCUACUAUGGUAUCCUGUUGUGCCUGGGACUGCCAGUAAACAUUUUGACCGCCAUUGCACUAUCCCGCCUGGCUACUCGCACCCAGAAAUCCUCCUACUGGUACCUUCUGGCUCUUACAACUUCUGACAUCCUAACUCAGGUCUUCAUUGUCUUUGUGGGCUUUAUAGUGCAGGCUGCCAUCUUGGCUCGUGAUGUUCCGGGAGCCUUUGUCCACACCAUCAAUGUGCUGCAGUUCACAGUCAAUCAUGCCUCCAUCUGGGUGACCGUACUGCUGACUAUAGAUCGGUAUGUGGCAGUUUGCCACCCACUGCAGUACAGGGUUGUCUCCUACCCUAAGCGCACCCGGAAGAUAAUAGGUGUUGUGUUUGCCAUAUCAUUGGCCACAGGAAUCCCCUUCUACUGGUGGCUAGAUGUUUGGCAUGAUGCGCCCACUGCCAUGGACAAAGUCCUCAAGUGGCUUCAUUGCUUCAUCGUCUACUUCAUUCCUUGUGGCAUUUUCCUGGUGACAAAUUCUGUGAUCAUCUACAAGCUCAAGCAUUCGAGCAGACCCAACAGAAGGCUCAGCAAAACUACAACAAUUCUGUUGGCCAUCACAACUGUCUUCAUUAUUCUCUGGGCUCCACGAACAUUUGUCAUGAUCUACCACCUUUAUGUGACUUCAGUCAAUCAGGACUGGCGAGUACACCUAGCCAUCGAUAUAGCCAACAUGGGAGCCAUGCUGAACACCUCCCUCAACUUCUUCCUGUAUUGCUUUGUCAGCAAGACCUUCCGGCAUACUGUAUGGGAGGUGUUGAUCUCCUACAGGCUCCCAUGCACCCAGUCACUGAAGAAGAAUUGUCCCUCUGAUCCAACCAUGAAACCACUGGGAAUCUUGCAGCAUACUCCACUGUAG
Heteronotia binoei (common prickly gecko) is the source of this 939-nucleotide messenger RNA. It is a transcript of the gene GPR142, whose product is annotated as G protein-coupled receptor 142. Gene Ontology annotation, molecular function: G protein-coupled receptor activity. Gene Ontology annotation, biological process: G protein-coupled receptor signaling pathway. Lineage: Eukaryota; Metazoa; Chordata; Lepidosauria; Squamata; Gekkonidae. The annotation marks the transcript as partial. Gene Ontology annotation, cellular component: membrane. The record is from RefSeq and is a predicted model, not a curated record. The transcript is spliced from 2 exons.